AUGGAAGGAAAGGAGGAAAAGCUGCAACAGCAUAAAAUAGAAGAUGAUGGUAUAGUAUAUGUAACUGAGAAAGAAGAAGAAAUCAUACAUGAAAAAAAACCUGGGAAAAGCAUACAACGUUCAAAACCAUGUGUGAGGAGAGGACGUGUAGAUUAUGCCAAAUUCAUUAUCACAAAUGCAAGAACAUUCUAUGAACCAAUUCCCUACAUAGAUUCCAAAAACAAGACAGAGGACCAGAGUGACUGGUGGUCAUAUAGUAAAGCACUGGAACAUGUCUUCCAACCACCCUAUGAUACUAAGAGCACCCAGAGGAGUGACUUCCAAAAACCAACAUGUCCAUUGACUUUGCCUGUCAAACACAGCAAGAUGCAAAAGGCUUCUUCUGGAAUAGUUCCACUUGCCUCUCCAGAUGCAUCAGCAGAACUUCAAAACAAGUUUACAGAAUACAUGUCUUUUAUACACCAAUAUGAUUCCAGGAAAACUCCCAAUGAGCCCAUCCGGGGAAAGAGACUUGGAACUUUUGUGCAGAGAGAGAUAAAACCAGGGAGUAGGCCAAUAGUUCCUAAGGGAACAGAGGUAUUACUGAAUGCUCCGGGGCGGUGUUCAUCAGAACAGCCAAAAAAAACAGAGAAAGGAAAUCCAGCGGGAAGCAGAAUGAUCUCACCAGGUCUCUGCCAACAAAAUUCCCAAGAGCUGUUAGAGACUUAA
Messenger RNA from Marmota flaviventris (yellow-bellied marmot), 708 nucleotides. It is a transcript of the gene Cimip6, whose product is annotated as ciliary microtubule inner protein 6. The record is from RefSeq and is a predicted model, not a curated record. NCBI's taxonomy places the organism in Eukaryota, Metazoa, Chordata, Mammalia, Rodentia, Sciuridae.